Messenger RNA from Sipha flava (yellow sugarcane aphid), 1737 nucleotides. Its product is annotated as prostatic acid phosphatase-like. NCBI's taxonomy places the organism in Eukaryota, Metazoa, Arthropoda, Insecta, Hemiptera, Aphididae. The record is from RefSeq and is a predicted model, not a curated record. The coding region runs from base 327 to 1520 and encodes 397 amino acids. Gene Ontology annotation, biological process: dephosphorylation. Gene Ontology annotation, molecular function: phosphatase activity. The transcript is spliced from 7 exons.
GGCCGCGGAUCAACGGGUCAACACCGAGACCGAACGCGAUCAACGGAGUCCGCGCACGUUCUUGCGCGCAUUCGUCCGACGGUCGAUCGCGUGACACGUUCCGGUUGGUGGACAACAGGAUAAACGGGACGAACGGACGGCAAUCGAAUCGGACGUUCGAGCUGGUGGAGAAGGUUGAACGCGACACGCCGAACACGAUCGUUUUGCCGAGGCGCGCGCGAGAUGAUGUGAACACGUGGCGCGGACCGAAUCGCACAGGCGCGAGUGAAGGAGCUCGCGCGGUUCGGACAUCGUCGUCGUCGUCGUCGUCGCGAGUGAUUUUCGCCAUGGUCCCGGCACGCGGCCCGUCACUGGACUGCAAGAGAGCCGCUCUGAUCGUCUGCUUGACCGCGGCCGUCGUCCUCGGAGUCCUGUACACGUACACGCUGUUCGAAGAGGUGCAGAUCGACGACGAGGACGCCAUACCCGGGGAAUUCGCGCACCGUUCGCUCAAGUCCGUCACCGUGCUAUUCCGCCAUGGAGAAAGAACUCCAGUUUACGAUUUUACAAACUAUCCUAACAUCUAUAAGAAUGAUUUUCCUGAAGGGAAAGGGCACUUAACAAAGCUCGGAAAACAGCAUAUGUACCAUAAAGGAAAAGUGCUUCGACGUUUAUACAAUAGAUUCAUAGAUGAUGUGUACCUGGAACAUGAGAUUUUAAUAAAAUGUACCAUCAUUAGUCGAACUUACGUGUCAGCAGCAAUGGUUUUGGCUGGUAUGUACCCGCCAAAAUAUUAUCAAGAGUGGUCCGACUCGGAAACAGUGUGGCAGCCUAUACCGAUUUCCAAUGACUCGCCAGAUCGAACUGCAAUAUUUCGUACCCAUAAAUGUCCGUAUACAAAUUAUUUCGUAAAAAAAGAUUAUGAUAAUAUUAUCACCAAUAAAAAUAAAAAACAAAUUGAGGAAUUAUUGUCGUACUUAACUAAAAAACUUAAAAAACCCAUAAACGUUGAACAGAUUCAUAUUAUAUACGAUAUAAUUGCUUCCAGGAUAUCUAACGGGUUCCAAUUGCCUGAAUGGAUCAAACCUAAGUUCAUUAAGAUAAUGAAAUCAGUUAGUAUAGAACAUUUUAAAAGGAUGUAUGGAAAUAAAAAAAUACAGAAACUAAUUUCAGGACCAUUGCUUAAAGAGAUAAGUUUGAACAUGCAAUUACGAUCAGAUAACUCAAACUAUAAAACAACAAAAAAUAUGUAUCUUUAUGCAGGGCAUGAUAUAAGUUUAGGAACUGUUUUGUAUUUUCUAGGCAAUAGAAGUAUCAUAACACCUGACUUUGGUGCUUCAAUACACUUCCAUCUAUAUCUGGACAAAACGGUGGGAUACAUAGUUAAGGUAUUCUACUAUAGCAGAUGGGACGAUGACAAAGGAGAAGAAAUUUUAAUUCCAGCUUGCGGUAAUCCUUGCGAAUUAGAAUACUUCACAAAACGAAUAAAUAGACAUUUUUCGACAGAUUGGGAAGAAGAAUGUAAAGAAAUGGAAAACUAAUAUUACUCACAGUUUAUUGAAAUAACAGAUUUAUUAUGUAUAAUAAUAAUCUCAUUAGGGAAACUUUUAUUGAUGAUUAAAUAUAGAUAGGAUCUCAUAUUUCAUUAUAAUAAUGUUCAUAAAAUGACUUUCUAUGACUUUACCUACCCGAAUUAUGUGAUGCGUCAACUAAUACGAAUUAUAAAAUAUUUAAAAUAAUAUACUUUAAGAUUUAGUA